This is a messenger RNA of Drosophila virilis, 715 nucleotides long. Lineage: Eukaryota; Metazoa; Arthropoda; Insecta; Diptera; Drosophilidae. The record is from RefSeq and is a predicted model, not a curated record.
AACUUGUAUGUUGCAUAGUUGAUCUUGAUCGCAUGUCGGAAACAUCCUCAAAGCUGUCUGUAGUGCCAAUUGGAGUUAUUAUUUGCUUCGUUUUGCGUGUUAUAUUUGCACAGAUCCAGUAUACCCUUUUUACCCAUUUUCAUUACAUUUCAGCUCAAAAUAUUAAAUGCUCGCAACUUAGUUUCUAUGAAUAAAAACGGACUAUGUGAUUCAUUUAUUAAAGUCUACAUAAUGCCUACUGGUCGAUUUAAUGGGCUUACACCAGUAAAAACGGCCGUUCAUAAUAAAAAUUGCUUUCCACUCUAUGACGAACAAUUUAACUUUAAUUUGAAUUCGGAUCAACGCGUGAUGGAAGAUAGCUUGGUUUUAUUUAGUGUUAAGGAUAAGGAUUUAUUUGGAAUGACAAGUCAAUAUAUAGCAGAAUGUUAUAUAACGUUUGCAGAUCUCACAGCAUCUAAGGGCGAGCAAAUUAUUAUGAGCCUAUCUAGACCAGAUAUCACAGAUUCCAUUGCGUGCUCUGGAGCAUAGACAAGGUGAUAAGCAAGCAAAGGAUUUUCUGAAAAAGUUAAAGAGCGAAUCAAAUUCUUAAUUCUCGAUACCGACGAAUGUCUAGUCAACGACUUGUUAUUUAGAAAUGUUAUUAUGGUAUUAUUUAUAUAUUUUCGCAUACUUGAGUAAAAAGUCUAUUUUAACUAGACAUACGCAUUUAUAAAAA